Molecule: messenger RNA, 921 nt
Organism: Talaromyces stipitatus ATCC 10500
Lineage: Eukaryota; Fungi; Ascomycota; Eurotiomycetes; Eurotiales; Trichocomaceae
Product: tyrosine-protein phosphatase precursor, putative
Exons: 2
Coding region: 1-921 (306 amino acids)
Biological process (GO): dephosphorylation
Molecular function (GO): phosphoprotein phosphatase activity
Source: RefSeq, a predicted model, not a curated record
AUGGCUUGCGUUGACUUGUUGACUAAUCAUGGUCAGAUGGUACCUGAAGACCCCACUAGCAAAAUGAGCGUCGCAGCACAAGUCACUGCAGCUGCAGCACCUUCAACCCCCUCACCACCCUUCAUCCAUGUCGACGGCGUCCCCAACUUCCGCGACAUAGGCGGCUAUCCCAUCACAUCUUCAACCUCAAUAAGACGCAACUUCAUCUACCGCUCCGCAUUACCCACCCGCAUCACACCCACAGGUCUUCAAAAACUCACGCAAGACUUGAGAAUUACUACCGUCUACGAUCUACGCUCAAACGCUGAACUGCGCAAAGAUCCAAUCACAUCUUCCCCCUUAGAUAACCAUGAGGCUGUGAAGGUGUUGCAUGCCCCCGUCUUCCCCGAGAGGGAUUCAAGUCCCGAACAAUUAGCAAAGAGGUUUGCGAAUUACAUGUCUGUCAACGGUUCGGAAGGGUUUGUGGCUGCUUACGCAGAGAUUUUGAGGGAUGGUGUGAAUGCUUAUAGGGCAAUAUUUGAGCAUGUGCGUGAUCGACCCCGGGAUGCGUUUCUGGUGCAUUGUACAGGUGGCAAGGAUCGGACGGGCGUGCUUGUAGCGCUUUUGUUGCUUGUUGCGGGUGUGCAAGAUCGUGAUAUGAUUGCGCAUGAAUAUUCGUUGACGGAAAAAGGGUUUGAUGCUAGUGUCAAGGCUCAUUUGACGGAUAAGAUUAUCAAGGAUAUGGGCAUGGAUCCGGAGAAUAGAGCGGGUAUUGAGAGGUUGCUUUCGGCCAGGAAGGAGAAUAUGAGUGCUACUAUAGAGUAUAUCGAGAGGCAGUUUGGAGGGGCGGAGGGUUAUUUGAAGGGUGAGUUGGGGUUUGGGGAUGAUGAUGUUGAGCGUAUUAGGAAGAGUUUGGUUGUGGAGGAUAAGGGUUUGUUUUGA